UCUCCGUCCUUCCUGCUUGUGGGUGUGGACACAAAUAAUGGAGGAGAAGCUUCACUAGGCUGCUUCUUACAAGUUAGAAAACCAGUUUAAAAUCGGAUUCCAGUCCCACACUCAGACCCGUUCCUGGUUGCGGACUGUAGCUGGGAUGCUUUGUCAGGAUGGGAAAUAUUUUUGGAAAGAAGAAACAGACGCGAGUCACAGAACAAGACAAAGCGAUUUUGCAACUGAAACAGCAAAGAGAUAAACUGCGACAGUAUCAGAAGAGGAUCAACCUGCAGCUGGAGAAGGAGAGACUUUUAGCCAAACAGCUGCUGAAAAAUGGCAAAAAAGAGAAAGCUCUCCUCUUGCUGAAGAAGAAGCGCUACCAGGACCAGCUUCUAGACAAGACGGAGAACCAGAUCAGCAACCUGGAGCGCAUGGUUCAAGACCUGGAGUUUGUCCAGAUUGAAAGGAAAGUCAUCGAAGGGUUGAAAGUCGGAAACGAUUGUCUGAAGAAAAUGCACGAGGUGAUGUCUAUUGAAGAAGUGGAACGGAUUAUGGAUGAAACUCAAGACGCCAUCGAGUACCAGAGACAAAUCGACGACAUGUUGGCCGGAUCUUUAUCACAGGAAGAUGAAGACGCUGUUCUGGCUGAGCUGGAGGCCAUAACUCAGGGAGACGUCGAGCUUCCUGAAGUUCCCUCAGACGAGCUGCCAGACGUCCCCGAAGCCACAGAGGAGAAGAAGCCGGAGAGGGAACGUCCGAAGAAGAAGGCAGAGCCGGAGCUGCUGGCCGCGUAGGAACACUGACUUGACCUCUUGACCUCCUUCAGCUGACCCGCAGGCUGCUGGACUUUUUUUUUUUCUCCACCACACACACACACACACACACACACACACAAACAUUCACACACACAAACAUUCACACACACACACACACAAACAUUUUGCUGCAGAACUCUUCUGUCCUUCAGAGGCCUGUGACGACAGCAGCAGCAGCAGCAGCAGACGCUCUCAGUCAGGUUCUGGGCUUCCUUCAUCACAUCCGGCCGCUGUUUUCGUCGUGGAGGACCGGUUCACCGCAGCGGAAAGAAAAAAAAAUGCUGAUUUGAACCAUGAAGACCUGUGAGAUCAGAUAACUGUGCCUAACAUUUGUUUCAUUAGUGUUAUUUCUCUACUGUGUUCACUACUAAAUCAUUUUUAAUUAAACUGAAAUGCACGUAUGUAUUUACUCAACGUAA
Messenger RNA from Thunnus maccoyii (southern bluefin tuna), 1219 nucleotides. It is a transcript of the gene chmp6b, whose product is annotated as charged multivesicular body protein 6b. Gene Ontology annotation, biological process: late endosome to vacuole transport via multivesicular body sorting pathway; vesicle budding from membrane. The coding region runs from base 159 to 779 and encodes 206 amino acids. The record is from RefSeq and is a predicted model, not a curated record. The transcript is spliced from 8 exons. NCBI's taxonomy places the organism in Eukaryota, Metazoa, Chordata, Actinopteri, Scombriformes, Scombridae. Gene Ontology annotation, cellular component: multivesicular body; ESCRT III complex.